UAUCUAUCUACCCUCCUUCCCACGUCACUGACACUGACACUUACCCGACUUUACUUUACAGUACUUUCCCGCUUGGAGGUGAUCGUCUGAGCUUACUUUUAUUCGCGAAUACUCUUUUUAUACUUAAUCUAUCCGACGCCUUCCUUGUCCACAAGCAAUCUUGUCCUUCCUUGUCCUUGCGCACAUUAUUCUCGCCCCCAAUCCCCCAAUCGUGGCCUAUCUCCCAGAGAAAAACUUUAUCAUUCAUAUCACGCCCGUUCCCAGGCACAUCGCGUACCACAAACCGUGCAACACAGCUGCACCUCCCCUUUACCCCCAAGAACAUCCUAAAACCAUUCGAUCGCGUCCUUCUAUCAUCCCCCAUUACGCCCUUCUCAGUGAGGUUGUACCUUUCUGCAGGGGAUAGUGGCCCGCGCUGCGAAACCGUGGGCUCAUUUGCGCGACACCGAUCUAAUUCCGAUUGCAGUUCCUACUGAGCUGGGGCGCUGAAUGGCAUUUGAGAGGAAGCCAGCUUCUGUAACCAAAGCCCGCUUCUUUUUCGACAGGCCCAUGCCCAUUGACAGCGGCCGCGAGAAAAAAGAAAGCAAUUCGGCCACUAACGAGCUUUGGGUGACCAGGGGAUUUGUCACUUUCAUGCUUCAUCAUUCAUGCUAGGCCAGCUCCCUCCCUAUUGAACCCACCACUAUCAUCUUUCCUUAGACCUAUACACGCUGGUCGCAACACGCCUCGCUCCAUCAGAGUUUCGAGAUUUAAAUGUAAUUUUUUUCUUAAUCUCACGCGCUUUCCGCCAACUCAUUUCCUUUUUUCAGCCUAUUACCUCAGCUCGACUUUUGGGGUGAUUUAGUCCGAUUGCAACCCGCUUUCAGCACGCGCCCCACGACUCUAUUUCAGCCUUUGGGCAAUCGGAUCAGAGCCACUGAUUUACAAAUUCCUGCGACCAUCUGCACAACACCUAGGUAGUGAAACGCGCUCGCCCGUCUGCGGCUUGCUCAUUUCCUUAAGCCAGACGCCGUCACGUGUAACACAGUAGCGAGUUCAUGCAUCCAAUCAUCAAAGCUUCUACUGCUCAUACUUCAUCUCGACUGAUAUUGGUCCUACCUUGAAGUCUUCUUGUUAUUGCAGAUCCGUGACAAGCAGUCGCUUGAACCAUUGGGCCCACGAUGGCCACAGGGGAAGAUGUCUGGGACUCUCUCCCAGAGGGGGAGCAAAAGUCUGUCUGGGAUGAGACAGAGCGCAAUUUCUGGGUUAAUCUUCGCAGCAAGAAGGAUGCCGAAAACAAAAAGAUUGAGAAGGAUUUCCAGCUCUCGAUUAAUGAAGUCAGGUUGAAACUCAGUGACCUUACAGGACAGCGAAGUCAACUGAAAGAAUCUCAAUCUCGACUAGCCAGGGAACUCGCCAAAGUCGAGGCUGAACUGGCACGCACCACGGAUGAGUGUGAGGAGAAGGCCACCCGACUUGAGCGCAUUGAGCAGGACUACCGCACGUCACGUCAGAAGAGAACAGAAACGCUCCAUGAUAUUUGGUUCAAGAUGCGUCGAUUCUUUAGACAAAAGAGAGGAGAGGAUCCUGAUGCCCCAGACCAUCUCGGACCCGAAUCAGAAGGCAUUGUUCUACCUGAAAUGUUGCCAGAGCUAUCCUCAGGCUUUAAUGGACCGACCCCACGAGUAGAGCCUACUAAUGGCACUGCAGUGGUAGCGGACAGACCUGAGGAAGAAGAAGAAGAAGAAGAAGAAGAAGAAGAAGAAGAAGAAGAAGACGAGGAUCGUAUGGAAGGCGUUGAGCACCACGAUAAUAGGGGAGCCUCGAGCCUCGUUGAUAUUGUUGAUGCUGAUGGCAAUGUGAUUGGACCCGUGGAACAAAUAGAGCCUUGGAACCAAUGGGUUGAGGGUAUCCAAGAACUGGAGAUACAAAGACCCGUCAAGAUCCGCCGAGGACGACGGUUCAACACUACACAUCUUGCAGGCAUUUACGAGCGAACUGAGGCGAAGGGGGUCAAAUGGCUCUCUUGUAUGAUUCAAGCGACGGGGGCGAUACAGGCCAAGAGAUGCCUGUCUUGCGAUAAGAACCAAGGCGCCUUCGACGACUGCAUCAUUGUCGGCGGGGAUCUCUUUCAGAAAUGUGGCAACUGUGAAUGGAAUCGCCAGGGAUGCCAUGGUUCCUCAGGGGACACAAUUGACAUACUGGCCUCGAGGGAGAGGGCACAACGGAAGAAGCAGCUGGAGGAUGGAGUCCAAGAGACUUCUGCAAACCCUUCCUCAGAAACAGUACAUCAGACAGUUGAAGUUCAGCCGAGGUCUGAGCAAACAACUCAAUCACAACCUCAGCGAGUCGAUGAACAGAUUUCUGUGCCAUAUCGGCCACCUUCACCAAAGCCCGCUCUACAAUUCCCUGAGCUACAGCCUGAGAGACAACCGGAUAGACAAAUUGAAAGACAGCCCGAGCGGCAAUACGAACAGCAACCCGAGCAACGGCCUGAACGACCAGUUGAGCCUCAACCUGCGCCACAGACUGAGCGACAAGCAGGAUGGACUACUGCACGACAGCCAGAACGGAGCCCUGGACACCAAACCGAGAAAGUUCCAGAUCGACCUAAUGAACGAUUCCAUGAUGUGAUAGCUGCGAAGGCCCCAGAACGGACUGUCGAGGUAGCACCAAUCCAAAUCGCUGAACGCCCUCGUGAAAUGUCCCACAGACAAGCCUAUGGAUCCCCCCAUGGUCCUCCAAGCCGGCCGACAACGGCUUCUAGGUCAGAUUAUGCUCCGGAACGAAUGAUUGACCCUGUGGACUCGCCCUUACCGACACCAAUAUAUCCUCAACCCAGGCCCCUGGAGACACCACGUUCUGUGCUUCCCUCAGGUGUUCUGCGCCGCAGUCCUCAUGAAAUCCUCCAUCCAUCAACAGAGCUCGAUGGCCUUGCCAGAGACUAUCGCGGUUCUGAUCCAGCUCACACAUCACGAGAGCCUGAGCAAAUACACACCUCACAGGAGUAUCGCAUAGCUGCUGGUUUUACGCCGGCUAAUGUGAGAAGUCGACCUCCAUCCAGCGAGCGAGGAAGACCAACUCCACCAUCUCUGUCCCUGGACCCUUCAUCGCAGCCACCUGAAUCCCCUCCUGCCCAACCACUGGAAGAGAUUACCCGAGAGAACAUGGUCCUCAAGAACGACGGAAAUGUUUACACCUAUCCUGAAUGCGUCGCCGGGGUGCCAUUGGUCAAGAUUAACGAGGAACACCCCUAUUGGGAGGCCAACUGGCCUAACGUCAAGACACUCAUUGAGCCACAGCUUGCUCGAUGGCGUGAGAAACACCAGGCUGCCAUUGAAGCAGGUCCCAAGCAGGAUAAGGGUGGUUCUUCAAAGUAUCAAAUUGGCAGACAGGUCAACCGCGGUAUCAAAAUUCUCGAAUUCCACGAGAAGGGCCCAAUCAGUCCCUAUCAGUUAUUGGGUAAAAGAUACAUCCAGGCCGGUAAAGGCGGCAUAACGUCAUACGACACGCUAUUCCGCCUUUCAGAGACAAUAUCGGAGCUCGAGAAGUUCAAUCUUGACAUAUCGCCGGUUGACUGGAUGCGACAGCGACUUCACGAACUAAUUCAAACGCAGGGUCACAACUUCAAUCUGCCACGAACAAUUCACGAUUUCUAUCAUGACUCCAAGCUCACCAGUCUUCGUUAUAAACAUGGAUUCAAGAACAUAGGACGUCCUUCGGGAGCCAUGAAGGCGCGCUUGAGUCACGGCAGCCCUAGCAAUACACCCAAACCUCUCCAAAAGCGGAAGUCUAUGCACUCUGUUCCUACUACGCCCCGGGAGGAUUCAUUCAUCAACCACUCUCCUCUUCCUAACCAGGUACCACCAAGCUAUCCAGCACCAGCACCAGCGCCAGCGCCGGUCCCCGCCCCUGGGCCCCAGCCAGCAUUCAGCACCCACCUCAACAAGAAGCCGAAAUACAUGCCGCCUACACAUGGAAGCCCCGUACAUGACGAAUUUCACUUCGAGGCCUGGUCCGACACAGAUUCAUGCAGCGGAGGCAGCAUCACGAAGUACGAUUGGCGGCUUGCUGUAGUCAAGACUCGGUUGUAUACCAGUCAUAUCAAUGUCACACAGUAUUGGACCUGGGUUGGUCAGAUACAAUGUUUCCAACACCAAGUACUCAAGGAUGUGAAACCUGCGAAAUGGGGCUUAUUUAGGGACGAGAUCGAUUUCCAUGUCAACCUCGCAGAGAUUGAGGAGAUGGAGUGGAGUAUCGAAGCACUUCGUGUUCACAUCAUUAUGAAAAAGGAUGCCGGAGAGCUUGCUGCGGAUGGCAAGCCUCGAGGCGAUGUCAUGGCAUCUUUUCCACGAGCCCGUACAAUGCGUCGCUUCCUGUUCUUCUGUAGAGAGAGGGGUAUGAAAAUGGCCAAGAGGGAGCCUGAGCAACUCAAUAAUCUGUGGGAUUCCGUGGUUUCUGAACAAUUGCCCGGUCGAGGCGAUUCUAAUCAACAGUUGGUGGAAUAAAUUUUGUUGACCGCAAGCGACCGUCUUUGAGGGACAAAGAUGGCCCUAUUUAUUCUACAUGUCUCCCUUUUAAUCACGAUCUGACUUGUUUCAAUUUCCUAUUGUUUCUAGUAUUUUUCUUCACUCAUAGAGGAUAUCACUUCGCACCAAGCCAACACUGGAUUUUGUGUGCUCACGGGAGGAUUGUUUUUCUUGGCUCGGGGUUAAAAGGAUGGAAAAGAGAACUUGAUGGGUGGAAAGGAAAAGCCGUUUAGAGAGGAGUUCUCUCAUAUUACAUAGUAUACCUUGAGUCGAUUAGAUUGAACAAAUGGUCUCAAUUUCCUUUCAAUUCUUUCAUAGCCACUAGACUAAGUGUCUCGAAGCAAAAGUCUAGACAGGACUGAUGUGGUCUUGAUACAGGGCUCAUCUCCAAGAGAGAUCGUAUUACUUGUGGCAAAUACCAUAUUCUUCCUGAAUCAAACAGACCAUACAUACUAACUCGGAACAGAUUAUGACGCAUAUACAUCCUUUUCUACAUAUUCAUCCCUAUCGUUUUCUCAAUGUUCGCGUUGGUCCUGGUACUAUAUUUUGUGUCGCUGUAGACGCUGCUGCCUUCACCUCGACACCACCACUGCCCAUCAUGCGACUCAUCAGAGCAGCUCGACACUCCUUCGCCUUAUCGUCACGAUAUUCCAACUGCGUUGCUGGGGGCUCGGAUUCUUGGUUUUCUGGAUCUUUGUCCUCAUCGCCAAAUACGUCGUGGAGCUCAGCCGCCGAGCGUGAGGCAGCACUGCUGGCAUUGGAGGCAUUGCUGAUGGCACGGCCGAAUAGCUGACGCUUGCGAGGUCUUGGGGCUGGUUGUUCGGUUUCAUCGGAGGCGAAGGAAGGGAGAUUUGGUGUUGUGGUCUCAAUGAGUGAGGUCAGUUUUGAGGAGAGGGCCUGGCGCUCUGCGGCUUUAGCGCGAAGACGAGCUUGCUCUGCAUUUUCCUGUUGUUUCGCUUGCUGUAUAUUUUCUUGUGGAGUUGGAGGAUUGUCUGUGGUUUCCUCAGUGCGAGAAGUUGUAGUGUUAACUUUGCUUGUGGAAUCGGAGCGAGAGCGAGGCAAUGUGGUAUGUUUGGUGGGUGAUGGAGAUCUGUUGAGACGUGCUUGAGGAACCUCAGCAAGAGGUGAGUCAAAGUCUUUGUCCUUAGGUAGACUAUUCGUUGUUGUUUGGUGAGUGCGUGCUGUGACAAAGUCUGGUGAGAUGACCGAGACAGGUUUCGCAGUCAUUUUUCGAGAGACCUUCUCAGGCGAAUCAUGAUCAAAGGCCGAGGUAUCGACGCCAGCGCCGUGUGGAGGUUUCGUGAUAUGACUCUUCGUUGACUUGGACACCGGUUCUGAAUGAGUGCGCUGCAUGGGCUUUUGAUGCAAUCGUGCUUCAGGGGCGGUUCUAGAGGUUGGUCUAGGUUCAGGCUGAGAGGUUUCUGAGUAUCUUUCUUUAAUCUCAGGGAAUAUAUAAUCGUCGAGAGGGACUUUGAAGCCUGUACGGAUACACUCCCAGAACCAAUCUGCUGAAACAACAGGAAUGCCCCAUUUCAGAGCCACGCGCAACUUCUCCUUGCGCAUAGAAGUGAUGUCCUUGCAAAUUAGCACGCUUGUAGUUUUACGAAACUCUCCAUCAAACUUGGCUCCUAACUGAACAGUGGCUCUGGCAACUUGAUUGAGCUCGAUACCUGUAAAAGCAGCACUGCAUAUGAUAAGAUCCGAAAACGCCGGUAUGGGGAAGAAGGUGAAUGGCCGACCGAGAACGUGUUCCCCAGGGUCAAAGUAUUGCUUGUUGUGAAGGCACUUUUCGAUAUAGUAUUCUGUCACAACAUGGAGGUUAUCGUAGGUUUCCUGAGGGUGAGUGUUAGGCUGAGAUGUCUGAGGAACAAUCAGAAACCGACUGCGAGGUGGCUUUGGAGUUCUUCCCAGAGCGGCCUCAUUUAAUGAUGAGCAAAGAGUGGCCCCGAGGGUGUCGAGUGUUUGCUCGAGGACAGAAGUUCUUUGUGCGUUGAAUCCAUGUAUGUAAAAGUAACAGCUCCCAAAAAUGCCCUGGUCUUCUUCUGGGACUAUAGGAGCUGGUGGCUCAGGCUGAGCUUCUGCUCGCUGUGGCUGUUGGACCUGAGCUUGGUUUCCGUCUUCCUUAUUUUCCUGAGCGAAGGAAUAAUCUCUUGAUGUUGACCGACCGAGGAUAUCGCCCCAGAUGUUAUUACGCUGUGAACUGAGCUUCAUGCUGGCAGUCUUCCUGAGCUUCCUAGGGCCCUCCUCAGCGCCACCUGCAAUGGCAGACUUUGAUCGCUUGCUCAUUGUACGUUUCAGUUCUCUUGUAACCCAUGCGCCCUUCCCUUGCUCCUCGUGAGGUAAUGUCGGGUCGAAUUUGGCUUCUUCCAAGAUCAUCCCUCGAGAGAUAGAUUGUUCAAGCCAGGCGAGGGUGACUGGGUGAAUGCCCCAUGCUCUGGCUGCAGUAUAUUUCUUGCCUUCUGGUUUGUUGACGAUUAGGUGUGUGCACCGUCUCGUCAAGUCGCCCGUAUAUAAGCCUCCAUUCGAUGUGAUUUUAUUUGCGAUUUCGUCCCUCUGGUCGCCAAAGCCAGUCAAACAAAUCAGCAGCGAAUCUCUUGCUGGCUCUCCUUUUUGUGGCUGGACUGUAGGAUCGAUGCCUCGCCUCUCUAGGGGCUUCAGUUGGUGCUUAUUCUCGAGCUGUCGAUAAUCGAUCUCUUCGUCGUUCUUCCAUAUCUCGCUAAGUUCUUCGAUCCAGGCGGCAUCCAUGGCCUUGAUAUCGGGGCGUUCACGAGCGACAUGGCGAUAUUUGGGUGUGUCGUAGUCACCAACAAUAAGAUGGGUUACGUCGGGUGUGAGAUCGUAUUUGUGAAUACCACCAAGCUCGGCAACUUUGGAAGCGAU
This is a messenger RNA of Fusarium odoratissimum NRRL 54006, 7388 nucleotides long. RefSeq lists its product as uncharacterized. Lineage: Eukaryota; Fungi; Ascomycota; Sordariomycetes; Hypocreales; Nectriaceae. The transcript is spliced from 2 exons. The record is from RefSeq and is a predicted model, not a curated record. The coding region runs from base 1161 to 4487 and encodes 1108 amino acids.